UAUCUUGCAUUUUCUUUCUCUUCUCAUCCCUUUAGCUCAGCCUUUUAGGCUUUAUUUUUUUUUUUUAUUAAUUUCGCUUCAUCCCUUGAAAUCUCAAUCUGUUAACGGCGGCUGCUCCACUUCCUCUUUCUCUUCUUACAUAAUCUUAAAAUCUGUCUCUUUCUCUUUCGGUUUCUUUGAAAGUUUCGAUCUAAUUAAAGAAAGGAUCUUUUCUUUUUGUUUUUUUGGAUUUUAAUAUAUUGUUAAAGAACCCGCCAUGGUAGCGGCUACACAACAACAACAGCAACAGCAGAAACAGGCUGCGGAGGCGGCGGCGGCGGCGACGGUGUCUGGGGCUACUAAAACAUCGGCUGAAGAAGAGGCCUUGAAGAGGAACACAGAUUGCGUUUACUUUCUUGCUUCCCCUUUAACCUGCAAAAAGGGAAGUGAAUGUGAGUAUCGUCAUAGUGAAUAUGCCCGGGUUAACCCAAGGGAUUGUUAUUACUGGUUGAAUGGUAGUUGCCUGAACCCGAAAUGUGGAUUUCGGCACCCUCCGCUUGAUAGCUUGUUGGGAACCCAAGUAGCCGCUCCAGCUGGUUCUUCAUUGCACACAGCAGCCACACCAACACCUGCUAGUCAUACACCUUACAGCCAGGGUGCCUCUCAUAGUUCCAGCACCAGCAAACAAGGAGUGCCAUGUAUUUUCUUCCAAAAGGGGCUUUGCUUAAAAGGUGACAAAUGUGCUUUUUUGCACGGUCCAACUACAAGUAAUGAAGCCCCACAACCAGCAACAACUACUACUGCUUCUAAGCCUCAUUCUUUGAAAAGGGGUUUUGGUGCCCUUGAAACAUCUCAGUUGCAGAAGUUUCCCCCAACUAAUGUUGCAAAGACGGUUGGAGUACCUCAACGUAAACCUGCUCCAAAAGUUGAAGCUCCUCUUGCUAGGACUGGUACUGGACCUGAGAGAAGUGUGCCACGUCUGGCAGGCUUGGAUGAGGAACUUCCUAGACACAAAGUAAAUACUACCUCAGUUAUUAAUGGUGGUUCUGUGGGCAGUUCCCAUCGCUUGCAUCAGGCCCAUGCUUCAGAUGAACUGAGUUUUCAUGGUGGUAAGGACACUGAUGAAUUUUUGAGGGAGUCUUCUCCUGGUUUUGAUGUUCUUGUAGAUGAUGAGCUCAGAGAUUCUGAUUUUUACCAUGGUGAAGAUCAAUAUGGAGGUACGAGAGGACAGGAGGGGAGGAAUGUGAGUGAAUAUGACAUCAGUCACUCUGCUACUUUUGAUGCCAUGACUGAUGUUGAUAGAGAAAGGUUUCAUGAUGCACGAGGCUGUGAUUCAUUUGACCAUGUGCAAGGGAAUUAUGGUUGGGACCAACAGAGGGCUUCAUCUGAGAGGAUAUCUUUAGGACCAUCUGCUCUGGAGACAAGGGGUUACUCAAGAGCUGGUAAUCCUGAUCAUAUUGAGGAGUCAGAUCUACGACAUCGUUUAUCUAAGCGUAGGAGGGUUAGUGGUGUGAGAUCUGUUCUCAGUCGUGAUCAUGCUCUAGAAAAUCAUGAAGGGGAGCGAAAUUACCAGGGUUCUCGUAGAGACUCUGACCAUUUACCUCCCCAUGAGAGUUCCUUCAGCAGUCAUCUUCAGGGUAGAAUAAAGCUUCCUGGGAGAUCUCUAGUCAAUGGGACUGAUUUGCGUUCUGAAAUAGAGAUAGAAAGGGGGCAAAAUUGGGGCCACCUCUCACCGGGAAAGCCACAAACCUAUUCUCACCAGGGGAGGCUCCGUGACAGAAUAAAAGGAAGGAUAGAAGGGGAAUUCAACAAUAAAGAAGGUCAAAAUUUUGGGGUUUCGAGGAUUAGAAGAGAAGUAAUGGAUGAGAGGAAUGCUGAUUUUGCAGGUCCAAAAAGUCUUGCAGAGCUGAAAGUUGGGAAGAAUACUGGUAAUAGGGAGCACCAGUCUCUUGGAAAUCGAAAGAGCAUAGGGGAUUAUCAACAAACUGAAGGUGAUCUUUCAUUCAAAGGGCCAAUGACUCUAAGUGAGAUUCUGAAGAGAAAGAGGCAAUCUGAAGCUGCAGCUUCUGGGAGUGGUAUAGCAGCUGUAAAUAAAGAUGUUAACCAGAAACAAUCUACUAACACAGUAGUAUCAGCAGCACCGGAAGAGGCCAACAUAAAGGAAGAAUCCAAGUCCACAACUGCAGGCAUUGAAACAACAGAAGUUACUAAUGGUGAAUCUUCUCAACUGUGCAACAUAAGUGAACAUGAGGCUGACAAUGGGAUCAUUGCUGAUGAGACAAUGGAAGAUCAUGAGCUUGGGGCAGAUGACCAGAGGGAUGCAGAUUAUUAUUAUCAGGGUGAUGAAGGGGAAUAUAACUAUGAGGAGGAUGAAAAUGUGGACCCUGAAGAGGAAUACAAUGAGGAGGAAGAUGGUGAUGACUUUGCAAAGAAGCUCGGUGUCAUCUUUUCAUGAGUAGUGGGGAGAUGAGAUAGUCAUAUAGACUAGUUGCAGCUUUUCCCUAUGAUUAUUGUGGUUUUGUGGAGGGCCUUCGAAGCUUAUUUAUGUUGCUUCUUUCUGAUCAAUUAUGGGAAUUUCAAUGUAGAAGUAGGGACAGUAAGUUUUAUUCUUGAAUUAAAUCAAAACUUUCUCAUAGUAUUUAAAAACUGAUUGAAUAGGGAUUCUUCUUAUGCCUGAGGCCUUUUCUUGUGCCCA
Durio zibethinus is the source of this 2674-nucleotide messenger RNA. RefSeq names its product zinc finger CCCH domain-containing protein 17-like. Gene Ontology annotation, molecular function: mRNA binding; metal ion binding. Lineage: Eukaryota; Viridiplantae; Streptophyta; Magnoliopsida; Malvales; Malvaceae. The record is from RefSeq and is a predicted model, not a curated record.